GCGCAUAGUAAGAGUCGCCCAUAUCCUGUUGAGCAACGAUCAGACGCCCCUGGCCGAUGACAUCGAGGCAAAGCUUGCAGAUGGCGCCGCCUUUGAGGACCUAGCCCGGCAGCACUCCAACUGCGGCUCAGCACGCAGGGGCGGAGAGCUUGGAUGGCUCAGCCGGGGGAGCUUCUUCCCGCAGUUUGAGGCUGCGGCCUUCGCUGCCCCCGUGGGUGGCGUGUGUCGGGCCACCACGGGGCGAGGACUGCAUGUCAUCAAGGUGCUUGAGGAGAGGUUCCAAGCCCAGAUCCAACAAAUGUCCCCAGAGGAGCUAGCCGACCUCCUAGCAGCGGCAGCAGCAGAGGAGGUCCAACUCAUUGACGUGCGUGAGGAGUGGGAAUGGCAGACAGCGCGGCUGCCGGGCUUCCGGCUGAUGCCGCUCAGCCGCUCCUCCGAGUGGACAGCCGACAUCCGGCAGCAGCUGCAGCCGCAGAGGGAGACGGUGGUGCUGUGCCACCAUGGGGUGCGGUCCAUGCAAAUGGCGCAGUUCCUGGUCCAAAACGGCUUCACCAAUGUCAAGAACGUCACCGGCGGCAUCGACAGCUAUUCAAAAACAGUGGAUCCAUCCGUGCCACUGUACUAAAGCAGGCUUUAACGAUACAUCCAUGACAACAGCAUCCUCCACGACAACGGUACCACCUUAUGUGCUCACGCUUCAUACCUACCGCGGUACUCAUUCGUUAAUACCCAACGUGUGAACCAGGUUUUGGGGUGUCGUACCGUCCCAUACGUUGUUUUGGAGUGAUGGGCGACUGGUGUCCUGUGGUUUGCCUGGGUCCCAACUGGAACCUAACAAAGCAGCAGCAGGCUAGCAGCGGCUCUUGCGGCUCUUCUUGACCGACCCAAGCGGCGCCAAGAUCAAAAUUUUGCCCACAAGACUCUGUAACUA
Molecule: messenger RNA, 931 nt
Organism: Astrephomene gubernaculifera
Lineage: Eukaryota; Viridiplantae; Chlorophyta; Chlorophyceae; Chlamydomonadales; Astrephomenaceae
Source: the annotation of a GenBank genome assembly